AUGUCGGACAGACUUCUCUCUCAGAAGGAAGCUGACAUCCAGCUCAUGUGCGCCGCCGAGGUUCACCUCGGAACCAAAAACUGCAAUUACCAAAUGGAGCGUUACACUUUCAAGCGACGCAACGAUGGUAUAUAUAUCUUUAACCUCGGGAAAACAUGGGACAAGCUUCACAUGGCUGCUAGAGUCAUCGUUGCGAUUGAGAACCCAAAAGACAUCAUUGUUCAGUCUGCUAGGCCUUACGGUCAAAGAGCUGUUCUCAAGUUCGCUCAGUACACUGGUGCUAAUGCCAUUGCUGGAAGACACACUCCUGGUACUUUCACCAAUCAAAUGCAGACUUCCUUCAGCGAGCCGAGGUUGUUGAUUCUUACUGACCCGAGAACCGACCAUCAGCCAAUCAAGGAAGGUGCUUUGGGAAACAUUCCGAUCAUUGCUUUCUGUGACACUGACUCUCCGAUGAGAUUUGUGGACAUUGGUAUCCCUGCUAACAACAAAGGAAAGCACUCUAUUGGUUGUCUCUUCUGGCUUCUUGCUCGUAUGGUCCUUCAGAUGCGUGGAACCAUCCGUCCUCAACAGAAAUGGGAUGUCAUGUUGGACCUGUUCUUCUACAGGGAACCCGAAGAGGCUAAGCAACUCGAAGACGAUGAAGCUCCUCAGGCAGAUUUUGGACUUCCAGCGCCUGAAUACGUUGCCGGUGGAGAAUGGACCACUUCUCAGAUUCCUGAUGCUGCAUGGCCAGGAGAAGCUCAGGCACCAAUUGCUGCUGCUCCUGCCGCUUCUUGGAAUGAGGAUGGUGUUGCUCCAGCUGCAGACGGAUGGGAAACAGCUGCGCCACCUCCACAAGCUGUUCCAGCUUCUAACUGGGAAUAA
Microthlaspi erraticum is the source of this 867-nucleotide messenger RNA. The record is from the annotation of a GenBank genome assembly. NCBI's taxonomy places the organism in Eukaryota, Viridiplantae, Streptophyta, Magnoliopsida, Brassicales, Brassicaceae.